Messenger RNA from Funneliformis geosporum, 1383 nucleotides. The record is from the annotation of a GenBank genome assembly. Lineage: Eukaryota; Fungi; Glomeromycota; Glomeromycetes; Glomerales; Glomeraceae.
AUGUCAGCAACAUUCCAUUCUAGUCUCUCAAAAGACCUUUCUUUAAUAUUUAACGAUGCCGAUGAUUUUAACGUUAUCAUUAAUGUCGGUGAUGUCGAAAGUGCAAAAGAAUUUCGAGCGCAUUCAGUCAUUUUACGCGCGCGAUCACCAUAUUUUAAGAGCGCCUUUUCUGCUGACUGGAUUAUCAAGGAAGAUAAUAUUAUCAUAUUUAAUAAACCCAACAUUACUCCGACCGUUUUUGACAUGCUUUUAAGAUAUAUUUACACAGGUGAAAUCAAUUUAUCAAAGCAGAAGGGCGAAGAUGUACUUGCAUUGUUAAUUGCCUCUGAUGAAUUGCUGCUGGAUGAACUAUUCCAAUUUGUACAGGUUCACUUGCUUGAGAGACAAAUUAGCUGGGUUCAACAAAAUUUUGUUCUCGUCCUUCAAACCGUUUUCAAGCUUGCUAAUUGCAAGGCACUACAAGAUUAUUGUCUUGAAUCAAUCUGUGCAAAUCCACAACCAUUUAUCGCUUCGAACCAUUUCUUGUCACUUGAUAAAGAUAUACUUAUUGGCUUGCUUAAAAGAGAUGAUUUGCAAGUGGAAGAAAUUGAUGCAUGGGACUGUUUAAUCCAAUGGGGUAUUAAACAAAUUCCUGAUUUGGAGAGCGAUAGAGCUAAAUGGGAUCAAAAGGAUUUUAAAGCAUUGGAGAAAACGUUAAAGGAACUCGUCCCCUUUAUUCGAUUUAUGGAAAUUUCACCUAUUGAGUUUUAUGACAAAGUUCGUCCUUAUAAGGUUGUUAUUCCCAAUCAUAUUUGUGACGAAGUUGAGGCAUUUCAUUAUAAAAAAAUCUUACCAAAGAUAAUAACUUCGCGUCCUCGUCUGGGUAGACUGGAAUCAACGAUAAUCAAACCAAAACUUGUAAAUAUCAUAUCUAACUGGAUUGACAAAAAUGAUUCUGCCGUACUUUCAUCUAAUAAUAAAUACAAGUUUAAUUUAAUUUACCUGAAAAGUCGUGAUGGUUUUGAUUAUAAGACAUUCAAUAAUAGAUGUAAAGGACAAGGACCAUUUGUAGUAUUGAUAAAAGUUCGAUCAAAUACGAUCUAUGGUGGUUAUAAUCCAAUCGGUUAUGAUGAAAGGUGUCAAUGGGUAACGUCAUCGGCAAGUUUUAUCUUCUCUUUUGAGAAUGAUCAAGAUAUACAGAAUAUGGAAAUUGGCAGGGUCAUUUUUGCGAAGAAAGCUAUAUAUGAGCAUUGCAAUGCAUUCUUUAAUUUUGGAAGUCAUUUAUUUGUUAAAGGACGAGACCUUUUCCUUAGUAAUCCCGGACAUUAUGUUAAUAUAUUUACCAACGUAGAUAUCAGUUUGCCUAUUGAAGAGAUUGAGAUUUUUAGUAUAGUUAAGAAGUAA